UGUCAGCUUAUUUCUCUGGAAGCGAUGGAAACAUGGAAGGCAUAACCACAACUUAGCAACGGCAAAAAGUCACAGUUUGAGAACCAAGUUCAAUAUUACGACGAUGAAAUAGCUGUACAAAUGGCUUACUAUGCUUCACAAUGUUUUCCUGCGAGAAAUCUUCUGAGAUUUAAGCAAAAUUCUGACGGAGGAGCAUGGCUUAUAGCAUAUAGGGAAGAGCAGAGUAGAAGAUUUGAUGCUGUCUUGUGCCCAGAUGCAAAGACAGAGCAAAGACGAAAAGCACUUAAAGAGAAAAGAACUGGAAGUUGCUCAAAUAAUUCUUUCAAACAUGAGACUUAUGUUGCCCUGAAUGGAAUCUACCUGCUAAAAAAUGCAAAUGUUGACAAUCCUUCUGAUGUUGCCUACCUCAAUAUAUCUGGCAAAAGUCUUGCUGUGAGCACAUAUGAAGACUUUGUUUUGUUUGACAACGUUAUACAUAUUGAAGCUAAUGAGAAUAAUCUGACACUUGAAACAUUCAGAACCUUUCCAGCCCUCCGUGAACUUGAACUGCAGCUAAAUAACAUUAGAUCUAUGUGCAUUACAUCAAACGACUUCAAAUCUUUGGAGUUUUUGGAUCUAUCUUUCAAUAACAUUACCGAAGAAGAUAUACUCAAGCUAGGGAUGCUUACCUCUUUGAGAUGUCUUUAUUUAUCUGGGAAUGGUCUGAAACGUCUUCCUGUUGACAUGGCACACAGCUUUAGUGCAACAGAAAGCCAAGAAGAGACUGCGACUUACAGAAGCCGUUUUCAGUCACUAGAGGUUUUGUAUCUUGAUGAAAAUAAGUUUGAAGACACAUCCAUAUUCGCAAGUCUCGCUGCACUGAAGCGACUUCGUGUUCUGAGCCUUUCGAAAAACAACCUUCGGUGCAUGCCCCAUCUGCGACAACUAGCAUCUCCGCCGAACAAGCCUCAUUUAAUCCCAUGUGGCAAAACUGACAUCACCCAAAGCCAGCAACAAACUGAUUCGGAGACACAGCCGUUUACCCAACCAAGUGAACCAACAACAGAGCUCCCUGAUGAAUUGACAGAACUUCCAAGGGAAUUGACAGAGCUCUCUAAGGCAUCAAGAAACCAACCAAGGUAUGAAGAUACUGCAGCAGACUCCAACGAGUAUUUCCAGUCCGCAAAUUGUGUUGAUAUAGCAACUGAGGAGCAAUUUGAGCAGGGCCAAUCAGAACUUAAAGCAGAACAUAGAGAUACGCUUGAACUCGAAGCGUUGCUAGGUUCAGAUCCGGACCUUGAGAUUCCAGGUGGAAGGUCCAACAUUAAACUAGAAAACGCGCUUGCAGCUGGUGACUCUAAUUUUGAUUCAACAGAUUUGGAUCUUUCGAAAGAUAUUCCGGAGUAUCCAUUCCAGAAUCUCGAAAUACUAGACAUAUCAUACAAUAAGAUAGCAGAAGAACACGUGCUCUUGCCAUUGACGGCAUGGCCGAGUUUGCUGCAAGUCAACUUAUGGGAAAAUCCUUUAACGAAAAAAUGCAAAGGAACUCCGCCAUUGUUGAAUCAUCAUCUCACGAAACUUUGUGGAAUACAAAUCAAUAGGAAGGAGCCUAAGAAGAUGCAUAAGCCUGCCAUUGGACCUAAAAUAGCACCAGCUGUGCGUCAUAAUAAAGUGAAUGACAUUUUGCCACCCAUGAGAAGGAAAAAUAUGCUGAUGCUCGAAUUUGAGUCGUAUGAAGCUGCCUUGCAGAACGGCUCAUUAUACGGGGAGCCACUGCCCCCUAUAACGCCAACUAAAGAGAAACAGAGGUCAAAGGAAUUGCGAGAUAGCCGCAGUGCUCCUGCUCAUCCUAAAGCCAGGCAGAAUUCACCUGCAUUUGAUUCAUCAACCAACAGGCCCCAUUCAGUUGCUGCUGACCAGUUUUUUGGUCCGAUUAAAACUGGCGAGGAACAGGGAAAUGCAACAGAGGCAAUGGCAUCUGGCAGCAAAGCAACGGUGAUGCACAGAGCGCAGAUGGCGUUUUUCUUACUCAGGUUGAUGUCAACGAUGAGGCUGGUAAUAGUGAAGGUAGCUUUGAAGAGACCUUUACAGAGGCUGAUGUCUAUGAGCAGGAAGAAAUGUCUAAAAACAACGCGGAAGUUUAUACUCCUGCCGACCAGACAAAUGAUACGUACGAAGCUAUUGCGCAUCGAAGGACCAGUAGAUGAAAUGGACACACCACCUGCCGUGGAUUUAAGGGGGAAUAUUAAAGCACUGAAAAAUGCAUUGAACCAUCCUCUUGUUUUCAAUGAGCCAACUGCGAAGGAGCAGGAGAAACAGACAUACACACGACGUAGCCAGGGCAGUGAGAAAAAAUCUCCAAUGAGAACCAAACGUGAUAAGGUCAACACUGCAUUGGAAAAGAUGAGAACAAGAAAUGACGCUGUUGAGGAGAAUCUAGAUGUUGUUCUACAAAAGUAUGAUACUGACCCUGAAACCAGAAAAAAGUUCCCGGAAGUGAAGACACUUUUAAAGCAGGUCCAGUCUAAAUAUAACGAAGUUAGGCAAGCAUCCUUGGAAUCUGCUACCACAGCACAUGCAAUUUUGCAUGGAACAAACACACACGACGCUGAUCUAAAAUAUGCUCCUUCACACCGAAAGCCUUCGCAAGGAGAAGGGCACCCGGAGAGGUUUGUGAGGGAUAAAAGAGGUAAGCUAUCAGCGCCUAUCAACGUUAACAAAGAUUCGCACCUGCUCGAUGUUGGCAACGAGCUUGAAAGAUUCAAAGAACGUGUUGGAAAGAGAAUUUAAAGGAUGUAUGUAAGUUUGUAAAUAUUUGCUUAAAGUUAUCGUUUUAUUGUACUCCUCGAACAUGACUAAAGUUGUACAUACUGUAAAGUUACUUGCAUAUACACUCACGAAUCAACAGAAA
Rhopilema esculentum is the source of this 2890-nucleotide messenger RNA. RefSeq lists its product as uncharacterized. Gene Ontology annotation, cellular component: nucleus. NCBI's taxonomy places the organism in Eukaryota, Metazoa, Cnidaria, Scyphozoa, Rhizostomeae, Rhizostomatidae. The record is from RefSeq and is a predicted model, not a curated record. Gene Ontology annotation, molecular function: protein binding.